AUGGCGGACAAUGUCCCCUCCGAGCCAACGUCUGGUUCAAAGGCCCAUAUCGCCGAAGCUCCCACUAUCGUGCAUGCAGAGAGUAACCAAGAGCAAAGCAAAUUCAAAUCUGCCAAAAAUGCCGACGGGGAUACAGCCAUGGCGCUGUUCGAUGAUCCGGACGAGCUCCACGAAGAGGUUGAUCCUGCAGAAGCGAGGAAGCUAUUGUGGAAGAUUGAUUUUAUGAUUCUGCCCUAUCUGGCCGUUUGCUACGCUUUCUUCUACAUUGAUAAGACAACCCUAAGCUAUGCAGCAAUCUUUGGUAUUCGUGAGGAUCUCAAUCUUCAUGGAACACAAUAUAGCUGGCUGAGCAGUGUUUUCUACUUUGGAUUCCUGGUUUGGGCAUUCCCGACGAAUUUCUUGAUGCAGCGUCUUCCAAUCGGGAAAUAUCUGGGCGCCAAUAUUUUCAUGUGGGGUGUGUUUCUCAUGAUCCAAGCUGCCUGCAACAGCUUCGAGACUCUCGCCGUCCUUCGAGCCCUCGGUGGUGCCGCCGAAGCCUGCGCGGAUCCUGCCUUUAUGCUUAUUACAAGUAUGUGGUACACACGUCGCGAACAGCCCGUACGUAUUGGAUUGUGGUAUACAGCCAAUGGACUCGGUAUUGCGCUAGGUGGGCUGCUAGGAUACGGAAUUGGCCAGAUUCGCGGUGCGCUGCCAUCUUGGAAAUAUGAGUUUAUCGUAAUUGGUGCCCUCUGUGCUUCCUGGGGCAUUAUUAUGUUCAUCUUCCUACCGGACUCCCCAGUCAACGCUCGUGGUCUGACCAAGAGAGAGCGCCGUAUGGCUGUUGAGCGCAUAAGAGAAAAUCAGACUGGUGUUGAGAACAAACAUCUCAAGCCAUAUCAGAUUCUUGAGGCCUUUAAGGAUUAUAAGCUCUACAUGUUUUUCAUUCUGGGUCUUGUUUGCAAUGUCCCCAAUGGUGGAAUCUCGAACUUCGGCACUAUUAUCAUUCAUGGGUUUGGCUAUUCAACACUGGUGACGAGUCUCAUGCAGAUCCCUUACGGAUUUAUCAUCGCCAUAUCCAUCCUCGCAUGCGUCUAUCUGAACGACCGCUUCGAAAACCGACGAUGCAUAUUCGUGCUCAUCUUCUUGAUUCCAAACUUGGCUGGCUCUUUCGGUCUUCGAUUUGUUCCAGUCCAGCACAGUGUGGGCCGCUUGAUUUGCUACUACCUUACUGGCCCAUAUAACGCUGCAUUUGUACUCGUCUUGAGUAUGCAGAUUGCCAACACAGCUGGUCAUACUAAAAAGGUCGUCACAAACGCCGUUCUGUUCCUGGGUUAUUGUACCGGAAACAUCGCCGGUCCAUUCUUCUAUAAGUCUGAACAAUCACCUACUUACGAGCUUGGAAUCUGGUCCAUGAUUGUCUCGCACUUGAUCGAAGCUGUCUUGAUCAGUAUUUUGGGUCUACUACUCCGCUGGGAAAACCAGAAACGCGAUCGCCUUCAGUCCCAGAUGGAGGGUGGUCUUGAGGGGAGAGAUUUGGAUGCGACUGCGUUCUUAGAUUUGACGGAUCGUGAAAACAUGAACUUCCGAUACAUCUAUUAG
Messenger RNA from Penicillium arizonense, 1578 nucleotides. Its product is annotated as putative MFS allantoate transporter. Gene Ontology annotation, cellular component: membrane. Gene Ontology annotation, molecular function: transmembrane transporter activity. Gene Ontology annotation, biological process: transmembrane transport. The record is from RefSeq and is a predicted model, not a curated record. The transcript has 9 exons. NCBI's taxonomy places the organism in Eukaryota, Fungi, Ascomycota, Eurotiomycetes, Eurotiales, Aspergillaceae. The coding region runs from base 1 to 1578 and encodes 525 amino acids.